GUAACGACGGCUUUGCAUUGACUAGUAUUCCAAAGCCUCUCAAUCAUUCCCUCGCAAUGGAUAUAAAGGGCUGCUCCGCGUCAUCGUCUCUCUUACAAUAGCCAAUUCAAGCAUCCAUCUCGUGCAUCACUUCGUGCUAGGCUGGCGUUUACUCAAUCUUCUAUCUUCCCAGGAUGUUUUAUACUUCAAGCUUCCCGAAUAGUGAAGUACCCAUUCCUGAUACCUUUUACUCUCCGUUUGAAGGAGAAAUGCCAGACGGUGAUGGCUUGACUAUUCAACUCAUGCAAGGCUUCGACCCCGUGGCUCAGUUCACGACAUACAUCGAUGCGCAACCGAACAACCAACGACAUCCUCUGUUCAUUCCGACUCCUAGUCCAAGACUCUACUCGCCGGCGAGGCAAGACUUUGGCCGGACCACCCCUGUCAUGGCAAGUACGCUGCCAUUUAUAGACAGCUCGGCCCCCGGUCUGGGUACAGUCCGGCUCCCGCCUUUGGACAGCAGCCCUCACCAACAGCAUGAACCCCCCUUUGUACAUGUUCCAGGUCAGCAACUGUCGAGCGGGCAGACACUGCCCUCUCGCAGCAGGAACACUCCCCGCACCGGUCUCGCCACGGAGCAUCGCGACAGGACCGCAUCAACGAUCGGCAUCUUCCAAUGCGACUGGAAGGGCUGCGACGCCCGUCCGACUUUCCAUCGAUCCGCCGAUCUAUGGCGACACAUCAAACAUCUCCACUUAUCGCCUGGCUCGCAUGUGUGCCUGAUCGACGGAUGCGGUCGGUCUUUCAACCGCAACGAUAAUCUCACUGAACACGCGCUCCGCGUACACGGCUAUCCAAGCAUUCGCUAGCGGAUAUUUUUUUCGUCGAGGGAGUCUUCUUCUUACUGUGAGAAUAGGCUCGGAUCCAGCUAGGGUGACAGGCUUAGCGUUCAAGCCUAUUUCAUGUGUGUAUUUUUCUUUUCUUUUCUUUUAUUCUUUCUUUAUUCUGGCUCUCUCUCUCUCUCUUCUCAUUCAUUUUUUUCUAUCUCCC
This is a messenger RNA of Aspergillus aculeatinus CBS 121060, 1029 nucleotides long. RefSeq lists its product as uncharacterized. NCBI's taxonomy places the organism in Eukaryota, Fungi, Ascomycota, Eurotiomycetes, Eurotiales, Aspergillaceae. The coding region runs from base 249 to 848 and encodes 199 amino acids. The record is from RefSeq and is a predicted model, not a curated record. The transcript is spliced from 2 exons.